Cyprinodon variegatus (sheepshead minnow) is the source of this 1719-nucleotide messenger RNA. RefSeq names its product proteinase-activated receptor 2-like (gene f2rl1.2). Gene Ontology annotation, molecular function: thrombin-activated receptor activity. The record is from RefSeq and is a predicted model, not a curated record. Gene Ontology annotation, cellular component: membrane. Gene Ontology annotation, biological process: positive regulation of Rho protein signal transduction; blood coagulation; phospholipase C-activating G protein-coupled receptor signaling pathway. The coding region runs from base 1 to 1323 and encodes 440 amino acids. NCBI's taxonomy places the organism in Eukaryota, Metazoa, Chordata, Actinopteri, Cyprinodontiformes, Cyprinodontidae. The transcript is spliced from 2 exons.
AUGUGGCUCAGCCCUAAAAGCAAAGCAGCCCUGGAAAGCUCCAUAACAACAGUCUUCCUCCCCAUCGUCUACAUCAUCGUGUUUGCCAUUGGGUUGCCCACCAAUGCCCUGGCCUUAUGGGUCUUCCUCUUUAGGACCAAGAAAAGGCACCCGUCAUCCAUCUACAUGGCCAACCUGGCUCUUGCUGAUUUGAUGUUUGUCAUCUGGAUCCCCUUGAAAAUAGCGUACCAUUUUAAAGGUCGAGGUAUUGCUGGAAUUGUGUUAAAAGGUAGAGAUGAAGUGGGUGUUAAUGCUGUGGAAGCAGGUAUACUGAAGAGCGGCCUCACCACUGUGUUCUUCCCGAUCAUCUACACCAUUGUGUUUGUGGUCGGGCUAAUUGCCAACGGGAUGGCCCUAUGGGUGUUCCUCUUCAGGACCAAGAAGAAGUACCCUUCCUCCAUCUACAUGGCAAACCUUGCCUUGGCUGACCUGCUGUUUGUCGUUUGGAUCCCCCUGAAGAUCUCCUACCAUACACAACAAAACAACUGGUUGUACGGGGAGCCCUUGUGCAAAGUCCUUGUGAGCUUCUUCUAUGGGAACAUGUAUUGCUCGGUGCUCUUCAUCACGUGUCUCAGUGUGCAGAGGUACUGGGUGGUGGCACACCCGCUGUCCACACAAAAGAGGAACAAUAAAGUUGCUAUUGGUGUCUGUGUGGCCAUCUGGGUGUUCAUUUGGAUCAGCUCUAUUCCUCUGUACCUAUAUGACCAAACAGCUAAGAUCCAAGGCAUGAACAUAACAACCUGCCAUGAUGUUACAAUAGUACCGGUAAAUGAGUUUGAUCGAUAUUCUUCUUUGAAGCACCCAGUCUUCUACUUCAUGUUCAUGAGCACAGUGGCGUUCUUUGUCCCAUGCAUAGUGAUCGUUGUGGCGUACGCCCUGUUGCUCAAAACCCUGUCGACCAACGUGAUAGACAGCACAGGAUCAAAGACGCGCAAGAAAGCCAUUGUGUUGAUCGCAGUUGUCCUGGUGACCUUCCUCAUAUGCUUCGUCCCUAGCAACAUCAUGCUGGUGGUUCAUUACGCCCUGCUGAAAGCUGGAGAACCAAACACCCUCUAUGGCUUUUACAUCACAGCACUUUGUCUAUCCAGCCUCAACAGCUGCAUAGACCCUUUCAUCUACUACUUUGUGUCGGACGAGUUCAGGGAGCACGUGAAGAACACACUGCUGUGCCGGAGCAGCAGAAGUGUGGAACGGGAGAAGGCCACGUUCAGUUCCAUGAAGUACUCCAAGAAGAGCAAAUCAUUUGUGUCGGGGAGCACCAACACUGAGAGCAGCCAUUGUUAGAGACAGAAAACGGACAGAUCCGAUGCUGCACUGUGCCUCUCUUCUGCACUGGUGAUGUAGUCCACCGUCACUCGGCUCAGUACUCAACCAAAGAUGAACUCUGAACUUUAAGAGCACUGCAAUUUGAAAUGUGUUUGUUUUAUUAUGAGCCUCAGGUCAGUGUCAGAAUGUGAAUAAUAGUUUUUUUUUUUAUAUUUUCUGUAUAUAUAGAUGUUAAAGUGUGGAGAUUAACUUUUAAAGACUGACAUUUAUUGCAUGAGAUGCACUAUUCAGGCUUUUCCCAGCUGGUUUCUGAUGUUGACUGCAAUAUUUAAAGGAAAAACAAACUUCUAUUACUUGUAAAAAAAAGUUUUUCUAUUAAACUUGCAGCUCAUAACUCAACAAAAAUGUAAAAAA